Messenger RNA from Linum trigynum, 2251 nucleotides. NCBI's taxonomy places the organism in Eukaryota, Viridiplantae, Streptophyta, Magnoliopsida, Malpighiales, Linaceae. The record is from the annotation of a GenBank genome assembly.
CUCUAAACCAUUGGAACGUGAAGGUUGGGACGGUGGAAAGAAGAGCCGGGAUUUCUUCUGGAAGUUGGCGCCUCCACAGGACACUAUGGCCACGCCGAUCAGUGAGGAUCAAGUAGUUCACUUCUCUCUCAAUGAAGUCCAGUCCGUGAAAGUGCGUAGCUCGCACACGCUUCUUGGCCGGGUCUUCACAACGGCUCGCGUCACACCUGCUGAACUUCGAGAGGCGGUAAAUUCGCCAUGGCAAUGCAAAGGAGAAUCAAAGUGUUGCAAGCAAACCAUGGGUUAUUCGAAUUCGUUCUCCCUAAUGAAGAAUCCAAGACGUGGGUGUUGAAAAGGACCCCUUGGGUGAUCAAUGAUAGGAUCAUCCAUCUAAAAUCAUGGACCCCGGCUGUCACUCGACAGACCUACGAAGAGCUUGCUGUGGCGCCUUUUCGGGUGCAGCUCUGGGAUGUUCAGGAGGAUUGUUGUACAGCAAAAUUUGGAAUGAAGGUGGCGAAUCCCACCAUUGGCCAAGUCCUCAAGGCAGGGGUCUACUCCUGUCAGGAUACAGGGACCUAUUUCCUAAAGGUCAAAGCGAUGAUUGAUUUCUCUCGCCCCCUGCGAUCACAAAUAAUGGCGGCUAGUGAGGAAACGGGACACUUUUGGAUGCAAUUGAAGUAUGAACAUCUCCCAUCCAUUUGUUUCCAUUGCGGGAGAGUGGGACACUUUCAACGCGAAUGUGCGUUUGAUCCUCCAUCUCGCAAGGAACGAUUUGGGCCCCAUAUGAUGACCAAGAAAUUGGGGACUCGAAUAUAUGAUGCAGAUGAUAUUUCCAUCCCGUUACCUGGGAUGAAAAAGACCGUUUGGGUCAAUAAUAAUAUUCAGGGGAAUAGACACCAACCAAUGCUGCCUCGCAAGGAGGAAGAAGCAAAGAAAUUGGCUGAUGCUGUUGCGAAGGAAGAUUUGGACCGGAUUGAGUUUGGCCAGGACUCGGUCGUGGAUGGGCAGAGGCAACCGAAGGACAACCUGCGCGAUCCGGCUCCCAGGCAAAAUCAGAAGGGCUUCUCUGUGACCCGCUUGCCCAAACUGAAUUUGGGUCUCCACAGCUCGCGUCUGACUAAAGGAAAAGAAAAAUUGGGCCCAGUGAAGAGGAAUGCUGAACUCGGCCCAAAGGAAGACCGCAAAGCCAAUCGUGGGCUUACAAAGCCCGGCCGAGAAGAUGGGAUGGGCGGCGGUAAGAAAGGGCAACGGGCCAGGGAGAAUGGUGAGGGUAUCCAGGCCCGCAAGAAAGAUACACCGGGGCCCAAGUCGAAGCUGGGUCUUAAAUAGCUUAUUAUAGUUCUUAUAUGUACUCUUGACCAUAACAUAUAUUCUCAUCUAGCUUGGUAGCAUAGAAUAGGUUUGAGUGACUCAUUGCCCUUUUCAAAAUUUUCAAACUUGGGCCCAGUACUUGAUGUUGAACCUAUCGAAGCCGAGGUAUCACAUUUUCCUAUCAAAGUCGAGGUAUCACAUUUCCUAUCGAAGUCGAGGUAUCACAUUUCCUCCCCACUUAUAGAAAUUUCGCCCUCGAAAUUCGUCCACUGUGAUUAUCCUAAGCAUCGCUUGUGGUAAUCCUUUUCACUUCGAGGAUUUGUAUUUCCUUUAACUUAUACGACGUGACCUAAAAUCCUUCUCUCCAUUCCCUGCAACUUCAAUGUUGUUGUGGCUUCUUAACCCCUCACAUCACCUAGGCUGCACAUUGGACAUUUGUCGGAACGAUACCUAUCCCUUAUUCGGUAUAUGAGAAGGUACUACCCCUCUCCAACUUCAUGGUCAUUGAUGACGGCUUAUCCCCUAUUCAGUCAGAUGGUAGAACUCCUUUAACAUAACUCUCGUCCGGGGUUGAUCUCAUAGAUCACCUAGGUCCUUGUAUCUCUUAACUUUUCAUCUCUUACUUUCUUCCUUAAUGCCUCGUCUUAUCCAUUAACCAUAAAUCGAAUGGUCACCUUCUCGUUACUUGCUGCUUAGUGCUAGAACCUCAUACUACUGCUUCGACUUUCUGUAUGCAUUAGAGGCAUCCUUUGCAUCUUUCUCUAGCUUGCGAUCAAUUUUAUGACUUCUUUCCAGAAUCACGACCUUCCAUUUUGAGUACUUUUUCACUCAUGGCGCCUAACUUAACACUUCCUUAUCACCGUUUGACUUGGGAGUUCUCGUACGAUCUCUUCUAUUGUUCUUUGACCUUGCCUGAAAUUCCUCGUACCGUUUCCCCGUCCAAGAAAUUCUCACUCGAGGG